Messenger RNA from Anolis carolinensis (green anole), 7500 nucleotides. RefSeq names its product opsin-5. Gene Ontology annotation, molecular function: G protein-coupled photoreceptor activity. Lineage: Eukaryota; Metazoa; Chordata; Lepidosauria; Squamata; Anolidae. Gene Ontology annotation, cellular component: plasma membrane. The transcript has 6 exons. Gene Ontology annotation, biological process: phototransduction; visual perception; G protein-coupled receptor signaling pathway. Bases 572 to 1954 code for a protein of 460 amino acids. The record is from RefSeq and is a predicted model, not a curated record.
UCGCCGAGUUUCCAUAACCUCUGGCGAAACGUUAGGAGAGAAUGCUUCUGGAACAUGGCCAUACAGCCCGGAAGACUCACAGCAACCCAUUGAUUCUGGCCAUCAAAGCCUUGGACGACGCCUCUUCUGUUUCUGAGACACGGUCUGCCUUGAGAGCGACAGUACAGCCCUGGGAGACUUUCCUCGGCCAGGCGCACUGAAAGUGGGGAGGGGCUUCUGUGGGCUUCCUUUCCUCGCUGAUUGGAGGAGAGGGUGGGCUUGGCUCAGUCCCCGACACCAGGGAAGCCCUUCCAGGAGGAAGGAGGCCGGCUGAGAAACAGCCCCGUCGCUCCCUCCGCAAUUGCUCUAUAUAAGAAGGCAGCGCGGGGCUCCGGGCGCUCCCGUCCCGACAUGGGUAAAGGAGGCGAAGGAGACCCGGAGCGCCCCGCCGCUUCUUUCCCGGGCUCCGGAGCGGCCGCCCAGAGGAUGCUCGAGAGGCACUGUCCACUGGGGAGGCGGCAGGCGGCGAAAGGUCCUCUGGCUUGGCUUCGGCGCUGACUCUACUUCCCGGCGUCGCAGAGCGAGGAGGAGAAUGCGCGGUGGCGCCGGGCGGCCCACGCAGCGCGGGGCUCCGGCCACCAAGAUGGAGUCUUACUUUGCAAAUACGACAUUUCAUUCCAAAAUAACAGAAGCAGCUGAUGUUAUUGUUGGCGUCUUUUAUAUUGUAUUUGGCAUAUGCUCUUUUUGUGGGAACAGUAUCCUCCUCUAUGUUUCCUACAAGAAAAAGAACCUAUUGAAACCAGCAGAAUACUUCAUGAUCAACUUGGCCAUCAGUGAUCUUGGUAUGACUCUGACCUUGUACCCUCUAGCUGUUACAUCCAGCCUUGCACACAGGUGGCUGUUUGGGCAACAAGUUUGUUUAUUCUAUGCAUUUUGUGGAGUGUUUUUUGGAGUCUGCAGUCUAACUACGCUGACACUACUGAGUAUAGUGUGUUGCCUAAAAAUUUGCUUUCCAGUUUAUGGGAACAGAUUUAGACCAGGACAUGGUUGGAUAUUGAUAGCCUGUGCUUGGGUCUACGCAGCCAUUUUUGCCUUUUCCCCACUAGCUCACUGGGGAGAGUAUGGAGCAGAGCCUUAUGGUACAGCAUGUUGCAUUGAUUGGCGUAUAUCAAACAUGAAGAAGACAGCCAUGUCUUACACUACUGCCCUCUUUGUCUUCUGCUACAUCAUCCCCUGUGGAAUAAUUAUUACUUCCUACACUCUUAUCCUGAUUACUGUGAAGGAUUCCAGAAAAGCAGUGGAACAACAUGCCUUGGGACCCACCAGGAUGAGCAGUGUGCACACCAUUACAGCCAAGCUGAGCAUCGCUGUAUGCAUUGGAUUUUUUGUGGCCUGGAGUCCAUAUGCUAUCAUUGCAAUGUGGGCCGCCUUUGGAUCAAUUGACAUGAUUCCUCCACUAGCUUUUGCAGUUCCAGCUGUAUUUGCAAAGUCUUCAACACUUUACAACCCGGCUAUGUAUCUUUUUCUAAAGCCCAAUUUCCGAAGCACCAUUGCCAAAGAUCUUACAGUACUCCACCGAUUAUGUCUCAAAAGCUGCUUUUGUCCCAGAGGCAUGCAGAACUGCUCUUACAGAUCAGCUCUUGAGGCUCCACUGAAGUCAUUUAAAGGAAGAAAUGAAUCAAGCAGUAACUCUGUGCAAAUCGUGGGAGGAUGCUCAUACUUUCCUUGUGAGAAGUGCCAUGAUCCCUUUGAAUGCUUCAAGAACUAUCCAAAAUGCUGCCAAGGGAGGCUAAAUGUUUUGGAUCAUACUCCUCGAGAAAGUAUAUCAGUGGAAAAUAACAUGCAAUCCAAAACAAAACAUGCUUCUGAAAAAUAUAUAAAGGUUGUGAUCAGGGGAGAAAAAAACACUGAUAUUGAUAAUUUGGAAAUAACAUUAGAACACAUACCUACAGAUAUUAAAUUUGCCAAUCUUUAGCAUAUGCAGACUCUUUGAGCAAUAGUUUAAUUGCAUAGACUGAAUGAAUGUAAACAUUUUUAGGCACUAUCAAUUUUAUGCAGUUAUCUUACUAUUAUAGUAGGAUUAAACAAAGCAGCGGAAAUGUGUUAAAAUAUGUUUUGCAUUUGCCAUGCACUUAACAGACCUAUGAGCUUUCAGAACAAACUGUGCUUGCUGCAUUUUAUUUGCUUCAGACUCUUUGGUUUUAGAUGUUAUUUGCAGGCAAUCCCCUAGUUACAAACAAGUCAUAGUUAAGAACAGGGGUGAGACAACAGGAAGAGAGAGAAAUCUAUCUCUUGGAAGGGAAAUUUGCACCUAAGAGAUAUAAUGGGGAAAACAUGUCUCCACUAAGCUUUCUCACCAAUCCUUGUUUCAAUAACAAGCCAAAUAUUUCACAAUCCGAAUAUCACCAGGAUAGAAAGUGAGGGGAAAUCUUCUGAACACAGGCACAGACAGAAAAACAAGAACCACAGGAGUGUUAACCCUUCCCUAUGCUAUUCAAAAACUCACUCACUCACUCACUCAAUCUCUCUCUCUCUCUCUCUCUCUCUCUAUAUAUAUAUAUACACACACACACACACACACACAUACACACACAAAUACAAACAUACAUACAUACAUAUAGCUGAAGUUACACUUUAAAAAUGUACCUGCUUUGACUUACAUGUAAAUUCAUCUUGAAAACCUACCUACAGAACCUAUCUUGUUAAUAACUUGGGGGCUGCUUGUAUACUCAUGUAUAAGUCACCUAUUUUAGUUAAAAAUGACCAAAAAAAAACCUUUUUUGAGUGAUCUUGUUCAUAACUUGGGGACUGCCUGUACUCCGAAUGCCUGUUGUCUGAAUGCCUGAUAAUCGCCUCUCAAAACAGUUACUCUACUCAAGAAUGGAAAACAGAAUGUUGAGAUUUAAAGAGAUUCAAAGAUGGGCUGAAAGCUAACCUUAAACACUGUGGCAUAGACACCAAGAACUGGGAAGCCAUGGCCCUUGAGCACUCUAACUGGAGGUCAGUUGUUACCAACAGUACUGUGCAAUUUGAAGAGGCACAAAUGGAGGGUGAAAGGGAGAAACGUGUCAAGAGUAAGGCAUGUCAAGCUAACCCUUGUCGAGACCACCUUCCAUCUGGAAAUUGCAGAUCAAGAAUAGGUCUCUACAGUCACCUACAGACCCACCACCAAGACACUUGGGAGACAAUCAUACCCAGCCACAAGGGAUCGGCUAUGAUGAUGACUGCCUGUACUCUGCUUUAUGGAACUAAACUUCAUACUUGUGGGAUUUUUCUAAAAAACAUUAACCUUUGAGUUCUUGGUGUAUAUAUUUUAUACAGUCAGCAAAAGUAUUUUGAACACUUGGAGAGUAUUUUAUAUAAUAAUAUAAUGCUGUUGGACUGAUAUUGUCAUCACAAAAAGCUAAUUAUCCUUCCACUUUUGCUGGAAGCUGCAGAUAACAUUUUCACCUUCAGAUUGGGUUAUGUUCAAGUUCUCAGCUGAUUUCUUUGCAGGAUCAAGGAGUUGGAAAUGCUCCUUAUUCUGGUACAAAUUGGUGUUGAUAUUUUGUUUUCAGACAAUUGCCUGUACAGGUAAGCUUCCCAGCCUGUUCUUUUAAAAUUAAAUUUGUAAUGUGAUGGACCUAUCCUGCAGCUGUGAUCUCCUAAGAAGCAUUGUGGGGACAGUAUUGCCUAUUUGGUAAGGUAUAGAUUACAGUAUGUUAAAAAUAGAUUAGUGAUGAUAAAUGAUUUACCUCACAGCAAAACUCAGAAACUGAGCCAUUUAGAAUAGAGUACAAAAUAUGUCAGGUAGCCACAUCCAGGAAAAUAGCUGAUUAUGUAUUCAGAAGGAGCAUUUGAUAUUCCAUCCAAAACCGUGUUACAAUCUUUGAUCCUCCAGAGCUUCAGUUACCAGAAUUCCUGAUUGUUGAUGAAGCUAACUAGGGACUUCAUCAUAUGGAAAUUUCUCCCGUGUUCUUUCUGUUUUCACACACUGGUGAAACGGAGUCUCACAGAGGCCAUCCCAUGACAUACGAUCACUUUCAGUAUCCACCCGGUGGCUGUCCGUGGUAUUCGGUCUUGCCAGCAUGCUACAAAUGAGAGAAGACUCACUUUUCAGGAGUUGGGUGUACCCAACUCCUGCUUCCAGAAAGUGUGUGUGUGUGGGGGGGGGGGGCAGCAAGGGAAAGCAAAAAGCAUAUGGGGAAAGGUUAUGGGAUGGUUGGCCAUCCCUGAAGGUGGACCCUGUUGGGGGAUAACAGGGUAAGAUGUUUUCCCCCAUUCUUCCGACACCUUUCCCCCACUUCCCUUCUGCCUGUCUGAUGAAGUCCAUGGUCUUCUACGACAUCGGACGAAGGCAGAGAAGUGUCUUCUCCCUGCUUCUUUGCACUGCCAGAAUUGAAUCCAUCGUAUGAUGCAGGGAUACUUCUGGCAGGACUCCACGGGGCUCCAUGUCAGCAGUGUUGCAGCAGUGGAGAGAAACAGCCCAAAGGAGCUGGAAGACGAAGUGGGGACAGCAGGGAAACAUUGUUGGAAGGGAUGUCAUGGACCCCUAUGGUAGGGAACAGAGCCAGACAGUUUCCUACAGUGCCUCAUGAUUUUCCCCACUGUUCCCUUCUUUACAAAGGGCCAUCUGAUGAGGUCCCUAACCAUGGAUCCUGAUGGUAAGGAACACAGCCAGACAGUUCCCUAUACAUCCUCAUGAUUUUCCCCAUUGUCUCCUAAUUUACAAAGGGCCGUCUGAUGAGGUCCCUAACCAUGGAUCCUGAUGGUAAGGAACACAGCCAGACAGUUCCCUAUACAUCCUCAUGAUUUUCCCCAUUGUCUCCUAAUUUACAAAGGGCCAUCUGAUGAGGUCCCUAGUACCCAACAUUUAGAACACAUGAAUGAACAAAGGUUGAGAACCACUUAUUUAGAAGCUUGUAUCUUGCUGCUAAAUACUUUCCACUGGUAUUGUUAUUAAUUUUCAUCAGGUUGGCAUGAAUUUAUGGUAAUCCUAAGCAUGAGAGACCUCCAGGGCACCUUGUAGUCAACAGUCCUUUUUGUACUGCCUCCUACUUUACUGUUAUUUUGUUUUCUGAUGAGGCAUAUUUCUGGAAUGGCUAAAAUAUAAAAGCCUCACAAUUGGUGAUAUUGGCUUCUAGGCAAUGCUUUGCUCUAGGACAGUGGUGGCGAACCUAUGGCACACAUGCUGGAAGGGGCACGCAGCAUCCUCUCUUGGCAUGCGAGCUGUCGCCUGUCCCCUGCUUGCUUGCCUGUCCACCCCUGCCCACCCCCCACUCACCCACCCCUUGCUCUCCCAACACUUGUUUGCCACCCGCCCUCUUGUUUGUUCACCUCCCAUCUGCUGCCCACCUGCUCCCUUGCUCAUUUGCUACUUGCUCCCCUUGCUCAUCCUCCUAACUCCCCCCCCCCCCCAGCUGUUUGUGCACUCUGUCUUUCAAAGGUUAACCAUCACUGCUCUAGGACCUACAUAUUUUGGCAGUUCAUGGUAUGUGUAAAGCUCUCCUCUAGCACAUUUUAAUUGGGCAAUCCUCUUUCUUCACUGUCCAGUUUUCACAACCAUACAUUGAAAUAGGAAAUACUAUAACAUGGACAAUCCUGACUUUGGUUUUAAUGGUGAGUCCAUUGGUAUAUUUGUCUGGAAAAAUACUACUAUUGUUGGAUCCCCAUCUGAAGGCAAACAGUAUCUGAUCUUUUAGCUACACUAGUAUGGCAAGACAUUAUUUGAGAAAAGAGAUCCCUGCCCCAAAGUUGUGGUUUUGCCUUAUUCUUCUCACUAAUUUAGUAAGAGCAUUGAAGUUCUUUUUUUAUAAUGGUUGGAAAAAUAAAGUUAAAGAAUGACAUUAAGCAGAGGGAAAUGAAACAUUCUGCAUCAGGUAAAGCAGAAGCAAACCCACAAGUAUAGCAUGGGGGUUAGCCAGAUUGGCAGAAGUACUUGCGAAAAGGAACUUGAGGUUGGAGACAAGCCAAGGUCAGCAUGAAGUAGUGUGACAUGGGCAGCCACAUAAUUAAGUCAAUGUGAUUUUUUAUGGUGUUACUAGAAGCAUUGUUUUCUUGGGAAGUAACAGCUCUAGUUAGUUCUCAAGAUGACACUUGUGUGGAGCGAUGUCCUGGUCUGGGCAUUAGAACUAAAAUAAGUUCCUCAAAGGGCAACCAUGGUAGUCAGCAUCAUAUGAAAAACUCACAGGAUCUGAACACUGUUAUAUAGAAAGCCUUGUUCUUCAGAAUUAGGGAGAGAAUUCUACAAGCAGUCCCAAAGUUACCAACAUCUGACUUACAAAUGACUCAUGGUUAUAAAAGGGGAUGAGACAACAGGAAGUGAGAGAAAUCUGCCUCUAAGAAGGGAAAUUAACUCCUGAAAAAAUUAUCAUCACAAAUCCUUGUUUCCAUAACAAGCCCAAAUUUGUGUAACUCACUCACUUGCUCCCUCCCCCCUCUAUAUAUGGAGCUCUCUCACUCCCCCCCCCCCCCCCCAUAUAUGAAUGUUUGUAUGGAGUUACACUUAUGUACCUGUUCCUACUUACAUAGAAAUUCAGUUUAAGAACAAACCUACAGAACCUAUCUUGGUCGUAACUUGGGGACUGCCAGUACAUCUAUCAGAGUCCAUUUCAACUGAAUUUUACCCAACUACUUUACAUUCCAGAAGUUUCUUUUGACUAGUUGCCCAGAGUUUGGAAAACAUACCUUUGGGGCUACAAUUCCAAGAUCCCUUUACUUAGCAUGGCCAGUGAACUCACUAGGAUUUACCUUAAGUAAAAAUAUAUAUACCCGGGCUGUAACAGGAAAGUGUAAGAAUGUAUUCCAGAAAUAUUUCCUGUAAAUGUUAAUUAUGCAUAUAUUUUAUAUUAUAUUUGUAUGUUAAUGCAAUUAUGGGCUCUGAGGUCCUUGUAAGGACAAAGACUUCAUUUUCCAGUAAUACGUAUAUCACAAUAAAGAUACUUGCUCUGUCUCAGUGAAGGGGAUGGAGGCUCUGUUCAUGGAGCAGGACUUUAUCUUCCUGGUGGAAAAAAAAUCUGUCACCACCCACCUACACCCCAAAUCUGCUCCUGAAAAGGUUACUGGAACAAACUGGCUCAUGACAUGGGAAGCUGUAGAACAGAAGGAAGGAUUGCUCAAAACGGACAUUUAUUCAGUGUAUUCUAUUUGUAGAACACUAGAUUCCUGGGUAUAUAUCUUACAGUAGUAAAGUUCUAAAGGGUUGGUCAAAAGACAAAUGUGUUCUAAUGUCUAGCAUAUAAAGGAUGACAAAUAUUUCGUCCACUGCAAUGUUUGUCUUAUAUCUUAUGGUAUACAUUUGACAUUUUUAUUUUUCCUUAAAGAAGUUAUGGAAGACUUGAGUUUGAUCAGAGCAACUGGCAUUACCAAAGAAAUGAAAUCUUUUAAAAUAAAUGGAAUUAUCUACAAUAAAUAAAUAAAUAAUCUGUGUUUUCUAUUUCCCAAUGAACCUGACAUUCGUCCUGGGUGAAAACGUCAUGUUAGUUAUUUGGCCAAAGUGCUGAUGCCUUUCAAAUAAACUGGCUGCAAAAAUAACUGCUCAAA